Messenger RNA from Topomyia yanbarensis, 5796 nucleotides. RefSeq lists its product as uncharacterized. Bases 1 to 5796 code for a protein of 1931 amino acids. Gene Ontology annotation, molecular function: nucleic acid binding. The record is from RefSeq and is a predicted model, not a curated record. The transcript has a single exon. Lineage: Eukaryota; Metazoa; Arthropoda; Insecta; Diptera; Culicidae. Gene Ontology annotation, biological process: DNA integration.
AUGGAAAUCGCAGAUGCGGAUAGGUACGAUUGCGGAUCGUGCACCCAGCCCAACUCAGCUGACGUCGGAAUGGUGGCCUGCGAUACCUGCGGUGGAUGGCAUCAUUACGCUUGCGUGGGAGUUUCCCCGGGAGUGGAAAAUCGUCCGUGGCGGUGUAGGAAAUGUCCGCCAAUGCCUCAACCACUACCCCCAGGCACAGGAGCCACUAAAAAGCAGCUAAAAGUUACAGCUGACAAUAGAGAAAACCGUAGUAUUAGAAGCGGUUCUAGCCAUAAAGUCCCAGGAGCUACGGGUCAUACCAUUAUAAGGAACGACGAAGACCAGCGAAAUGAGACCCCGAAGAAAAAUCCAGAAAUAAAAGCUCCGGGGUGUUACGACGGGAAAUCAGCAAAGUCCAUCACUUCUAGUGCCCUGGUUCGAGCGCAGCUAGCGUUAAAUCGAUUGGAAGAGGAGCGAUUGCUAGAAGAGACCAAGCUGAAGGAAGAGCGUAUUCGUCUGGAGGAGGAAAGGAUCCAGAAAGAUAAAGAACGGAUGCUUAGAGCGAAGGAAAUCGAGGCGCAGGAGAAAUACCUGCGAGAAAAACGCGAGCUGGAGGAGUUAUUAAACGCCGAAGACGGUUCUCAAGUCAGCGUUCAUAGCGGGACGAGCAAAGCCAAGGCCUGGCUGGAAAAUCAGCGAAGACUAAAAUUAGUGAAUCAGCAUGAAGAACCCCCCGAGCCGGCAAUUGAUGAAUUAUCGACAGAAUCGGAAGCGGCGGGUAGGGGCAUGGGGCCCACUACGAACCAGCUGGCUGCCAGGCAAAUCUGGCCGAGAAAACUGCCGAUGUUUUCGGGAGAACCCGAUGAGUGGCCAAUAUUUUAUAGCAGCUACGAGACUGCGAAUGCAGCAUGCGGAUUUUCGAACGUCGAGAAUAUUAUUCGACUACGGGAAUGCUUGCGAGGCCCAGCGCGUGACGCGGUAGUGACAAAACUGAUGUUUCCACACUGUGUCACAUCGAUAAUGGAAACAUUGCGACGAUUAUAUGGAAGGCCUGAGGUUCUUAUAAAGAACCUUUUGAACAAAGUGCGUCGUGCUGAAGCGCCGAAACCAGAGAGAUUGGACACGUUGAUGAACUUCGGUAUGGCCGUUCAGCAGUUGUGCGACCACUUAGAAGCAGCGAAUUUACGCAGUCAUCUGUCCAACCCAACGCUACUGGAAGAGCUAGUGGAGAAGCUCCCAGCCUCAAUAAAGUUAGAUUGGGUACGAUAUAAACGAACCUUCCACGAACCAUCGCUGAAAGAAUUCGGGCUGUUCAUGGAAGGACUGGUCGCAGAUGCCAGUGAAGUGACAACAUUAGUGCACCCGAAAGUAGACACGUCAAAACAAGAAAAGGGGAAGCAACGAGAAAAAGGACAUCUUCACACCCACGCCGAAACGGAAGAUUUGACGAAGGAUAGCGUUGAGAGGCAACCCUGUUCAAUAUGUGGAAAAAUGGACCAUAGGGUACGGAACUGCGAGAAAUUUCAGCAAAUGAACCUCGAUCAAAGGCUAAGGGCCGCAGAAAAGUGGAAGUUGUGCGAAGUUUGCUUAUUCGAUCACGGUCAUUGGAAGUGCCGGUCAAGGUUCCGAUGCAACGUCGGCAGCUGUCGUCUACGACACCACCCGCUGCUUCAUCGAGUAAUUCGCGCGGAUUGUCAUACGCAUGAUCAAACGCGGAAGACUGUGCUGUUCAGAAUGAUACCAGUAACACUAUUCCACGGAACUCGAAGUUUAGAUACACAUGCUUUCCUCGACGAAGGCUCUUCACUUACAUUGGUUGAAGCAAGUGCCGCGCGCAGUCUUGGGAUAGAAGGCGAGCCGGAGCCAUUAGAGCUACAAUGGACUUCGAAUAUUGUACGGAAUGAAAAGAACUCUCGUCGGGUGGACAUUCAAAUCUCCCCGAAAGGUCUACCGCAGCGCUAUACCUUGAAGGCAGCACACACAAUCAACGGUCUAAACCUCCCAAAACAAAGCUUAAAUGUCGAAGAAUUACGUAGCCGCUACGUUCACCUACGGCAUCUUCCGAUUACAUCCUAUUCUGAGGCAGAGCCGAAAGUCUUGAUCGGAUUGCAAAACCUAGAGUUGUUUGCCCCCUUGGAAAGUCGCGUCGGUCAACCUGGAGACCCGAUUGCGGUACGAAGUGUUUUGGGGUGGGCGGUGUACGGUUCAAACUACACAAAAAUGAAAGCCCAACAUUUCUUGAACCACCACAAGUGCGAUUGCGAUGCCGACAAGGAGUUGAAUGAAAUGAUUCGCCAAAGAUUCGUUUUAGAGGAUGUAGGAGCUGUUACAGGGUUUUUGCCGGAACCCGCAGAAGUAAGAAGAGCACGUGACAUACUAAAGGCUACAACCAGACGUGUGAAUGGCAGAUUUGAAACCGGCCUACUCUGGAAAGUCGAUGACGUGUGCUUUCCCGACAGCCAGCCUAUGGCGUUCCGAAGAAUGAAGGCUUUGGAGACUAAGCUUGCAAAGGAUCCGGACCUUAAGGAAAAUGUCCAUCAGCAAAUCAAGGAGUAUGUGCGGAAACAUUACGCGCACAAAGCGUCGAAGGAGGAACUCGCCCAAGCUGACACGGCAAGAGUAUGGUAUCUCCCGUUAAAUGUGGUAUCCCAUCCUCGGAAGCCAGAGAAGAAACGACUCGUUUGGGAUGCUGCUGCAAAAGUCGACGGAGUUUCGCUGAACUCUCGGUUAUUAAAAGGACCAGACUUGCUUACGUCACUUCCUUCAGUUAUUUGCAAAUUUCGCGAACGGCGCGUUGGAUUUGGAGGUGAUAUACGGGAGAUGUUUCACCAAAUAAGAAUCAGAUCGGUGGACAAACACUCCCAGAGAUUUCUUUUUCGUUUCGACACCAACAAACAGCCUGAUGUUUACAUAAUGGAUGUCGCAACGUUUGGGGCGACUUGCUCGCCAUGUUCCGCUCAACACGUUAUGAAGAAGAACGCAGAAGAAUUUGUUGACCAGUUCCCCGACGCUGCGAAGGCUAUUGAAGACAAAACAUACAUGGAUGACUAUUUCGACAGCGCAGAAACGCCGGAAGAGGCGACCACACGAGCAUUGCAGGUGAGAGCAAUUCACGAACACGCUGGUUUCGAGAUGAGAAAUUGGGUGAGCAGUAGUCCCGAGGUCCUGCGAGGACUUGGUGAAAUCUCCGAACAGAAGCCCUUUUCAUUUGUCGGCAACAAGAAUGAGCAGUGGGAAAGAGUCCUGGGGAUGAUGUGGGAUCCAACCGAAGAUAUGUUCGUUUUCACUGCAAAUCUGUGUGGGGAGUUGGCCCCGUAUGUGACUGGUGAUAAAAGGCCGACAAAGAGAAUAGCUUUGCGGUGCAUAAUGAGCUUGUUUGACCCUUUGGGGCUUCUAGCUCCGUACUUGGUACAUGGACGAAUGCUAAUCCAAGAUAUUUGGCGCUCUGGAGUGGCAUGGGAUGAAGAAAUGCUUGACGUCGAAUUCGAAAAAUGGGAGCGAUGGACAGCUCUCUUGCAAGGGAUCAACCAGUUGAAAAUUCCGCGUUUUUACUUUGGCCAUGAUAUGCACUCCGAAGCCUACGAAACGUUGCAACUUCAUGUAUUCACCGAUGCUAGUCAGACAGGUUAUGGAUGCGCUGCAUACUUUCGGAUCGUCGACCGUGGGGAAAUACGCUGUUCGCUAGUUAUGGCGAGAAGUAAGGUAGCGCCGCUUAAAUACCAAUCGAUUCCACGUUUGGAGCUCCAGGCCGCGGUAUUGGGAGCUCGACUGAUGCAAAAUGUCUGCGAUAGUCACACGGUGAAAGUCUCCAAUCGGUUCCUGUGGACGGACUCCACAACAGUUCUCUCUUGGAUCCGUUCGGAUCAUAAAAGAUACUUGCAGUAUGUAGCUCACCGAGUCGGAGAAAUCCAAUCACUAACUGAUCCUGAUAUGUGGCGGUGGGUAUCGUCAAAAGAGAACGUGGCGGACGCUCUAACGAAGUGGGGAAGAGACACAGAGCCAGAUGCAAACGGGAGAUGGUUCACAGGGGCCUCAAUCAUCAAACGGCAGGAAAAUGAUUGGCCUAUUCAGAAGAUAAUUCCAGCAAAUUCUAAGGAAGAGCUUCGAGCCCAGUUCGUUCUGCAUCACAUAGCCAUACCAAAAGGAUUGGUAGACGCUAGUCGGAUCUCUAAAUGGACGAUAUUGGUUCGCACGAUGGCGGUCGUGCUUCGUUUCAUCGCCAAUUGCCGUCUACGAGCUAAAGGCCUACCAGCCGAAACAGUGGCCGCUCUACCGUCUCAAGAGAAGUAUUUGAAAGGUUCUAAGAUAGGCGUAAAAGUUUCGAUACGGCAGAGUGAGUACCUUUCUGCAGAGCAGUGGCUGUGGCGCAUCGCUCAAAGCGAAAGCUACCCAGAUGAAGUGAAGAUCCUAUUACACAACCGAAAUUUACCACUUGAGCAACGGACGAGAAUUGAAAAGGCCAGUCCCAUAUAUAAGGACUCACCGUUCGCGGACGAAUUCGGAGUGUUGAGAGUCGACGGUAGGACUGCUAAAGCUGACUACGUGGCAUUCGACGCACGCUUUCCGAUCAUUCUGCCGAGGGACCAUCUAAUCACUCUUCGAAUCGUAGAUUACUAUCACCGUAUAUGUGGGCACAUUCACCGAGAGACGGUAAUGAACGAAAUGCGCCAGCGUUACAACAUUGAUCAUCUUCGCUCGGUCAUUGACAAAGUCAUUAAAGAUUGUCACUGGUGCAGAGUGAAGAAAUGCAAGCCGCAGUUUCCUCGGAUGGCGCCUCUUCCUGCACAGAGACUUACUGCGCACGUGCGGCCGUUCAGUUACGUCGGCGUAGACUACAUGGGACCCUUGGACGUCACGGUGGGAAGACGUAAGGAAAAAAGAUACGUAGCUGUGUUCACCUGCCUGGUCGUUAGAGCAAUUCAUCUGGAGGUUUCAUUUGACUUAUCCACCGAUUCAUGUAUUAUGGCUAUCAGACGAUUCGUGCGCAGACGGGGUUCGCCGGUAGAAAUAUUUUCCGACAACGGCACUAAUUUCGUUGGCGCCAGUCGGGAGCUUCAGGAACAGAUUAAACAAAUAAAUGCAGGAUGUGCAGAGACGUUCACCGACGCUCGAACAAAGUGGACGUUCAACCCACCUUCGGCACCCCAUAUGGGGGGUGUAUGGGAGCGCAUGGUACGGAGUGUGAAGGUAGCCAUGAGGGCCAUUGAUGAUGGUCGUAAACUAACCGACGAGAUACUGCUGACGGUGCUAGCGGAAGUCGAAGGAUUUAUCAACGCUCGACCGCUCACAUACAUGCCCCAGGAUUCUACUGAGCACGAGGCACUAACUCCUAACCACUUCCUGUUUGGCAAUACGUCUGGAGCCCACGAACCGAUAACAAUGCCAACAAAACCCGGAGAAGCAUUGAGGAGUGGCUUCAAGCGAUCGCAGUAUUUAGCUGAUGCGAUUUGGGACCGGUGGCUGAAGGAGUACUUCCCCACUAUCAACAAGCGUUCCAAAUGGCUGGAAGAAGUAAAACCGGUCCGAGUCGGCGACCUUGUAUACAUUGCUGAGGGCAACAGAAGAACGUGGGUGCGUGGAAAGAUCGAGGAAGUGAUUGUUGCGAGUGAUGGCAGAAUUCGGCAGGCGAUGGUACGAACUGCAUCUGGAAUGCUGAAACGACCAGUCGCUAAGCUAGCGGUUAUGGAGCUUGGAGUUUCUAGUGAAUCCGAGAAGGAAGAAAAUGAGCAUCACCCGGAUUCACCGGGUGGGGGAUGUUCUGGCAACACGAGAACGACUGGUCACUCUACAGCUUGGCCGAUACGGUCGAACCCAUGA